This is a messenger RNA of Dicentrarchus labrax (European seabass), 3297 nucleotides long. RefSeq names its product volume-regulated anion channel subunit LRRC8C. The record is from RefSeq and is a predicted model, not a curated record. Bases 975 to 2996 code for a protein of 673 amino acids. NCBI's taxonomy places the organism in Eukaryota, Metazoa, Chordata, Actinopteri, Moronidae. Gene Ontology annotation, molecular function: protein binding. The transcript has 2 exons.
AACCAGCCACUUCGUGAUCAUAAGCUCUUAAAUCCUUAAAUGUUAGGCUAUGAGUGGAAACAGAUUUAGAAACAUAAUUAUUACUAACCUAACCGAACCCGCCUGAUGAGACUUAAACAUCCGCAUCAUUUGUAUCUAUUGUGGCAUAUCAGAAUAGCUUGGAGGAAUAUUUUGUUCCUUCUCCAUCUAACGGCACAUGCCACAGCAAUUCCUACAUUAUCUGACCUCCAAGUCAGGCAAAAACACAGACAGUGUAACUGAACUAACUUGUCUCUCCUGACCCACUUACUGCAGAUUCAGAUCACUAACUUGCUGCUUAAUGUGUCUCUCAGCACCUGAUUAUCAUUUCUGUGUCAUGUUAAAAUAGCACAGGAAGAAAGCAAAAGAAUUAAUAUGUAAUCAGUGAUACUAAGUUAUAAGUUCCCUUUCCUUUGUUUCAUUAACACACUGUAGACGGCAAUAAAGGUGGAUGUGUUGCUUUAUUAGAGAACGAAAGCACAGACAGUUCAUUCUCCUAAUCAGUGCAACUGUAGUGUGACAGACAUACUGACAACAGCACAGCGGAAAUGUCUAAGAGAGGACCAGUAAUAUGGACCCUGAGGUGUCUGUCUGAACCUCGACACGAUCUGCAGGCAGUGCAAGUCCUACAAGAUCAGAGGUUUAACUCUUUGCUCGCAGAAAACACACACAGACUACGCUGAAAUAAGCUUACCCAAGACAAGAUUGCUUGCCUGCCCAGCCACUUCACCAGCCCGACGCCUGAAGCUAUCGACUGCAGCCACAUUCGGUCCUACAGGGAGAAUGAGACAUCGCAGCACAAACUCGUCAAACCUGUGAACCCCAUCAUCCUGGAGGUAGUUGGUCGCAAGAACAACCUGGACAUCCACCAGUACGUGUUUGUCAACCACUACUGCUACGAGAGGUUUGUCCACUGGUAUGCAAAGUUCUUCCCAUACCUGGUCGUGAUCCACACUAUGAUAUUCAUGGUAGCAAGCAGCUUCUGGUUCAAGUUCCCUGGGACAUCGUCUAAAAUCGACCUUUUUGUUACCAUCCUCGGGAAGUGCUUUGAUUCACCCUGGACCACGAGGGCCCUGAGUGAGGUUUCUGAGGAGAGAGGAGAGGAGAAACUGGUUAGUUGGAGAAGGAACACCAUGUCAAAAGAUCCCACAGAUCGACGAGCAGAUGACGAGGAGACGACAGGGCUUCUCCGCUCCUCGUCUGUAAAGUCUAAUCCAGAGAAGAAAAGUCUAGAGCCUCAGUCGACCCCCUCCGUAUUGGAUAAGAAGGAAGGAGAGCAGGCCAAAGCUCUGUUCGAAAAGGUGAAGAAGUUCAGAACUCAUGUAGAGGAAGCGGACAUCUUGUAUGUCAUGUAUGUGCUACAAACAUCACUGAAAGUCUUCAAGUUCCUUUUAAUCAUUAUCUACACUGCAGUACUUGUACCGAACAUUGAGAUAGUAGUGCGCUGUUAUGUUCCUCCCGAGUUGACUGGUUUUGAUAUCUUUUGCUGUAACCACAACAAAGCCCAUCUUUUCUCCAAGCUUGCGUACUGCUAUAUCUGCUUUGUGGGAGUGUACGGAGUUCUGUGCAUCUACACCCUCUACUGGCUGUUUCAUAGACCUCUGAAGGAGUACUCCUUUGAGCAGGUCAGACUGGAGACAGGUAUUAACGACAUACCGGACGUGAACAAUGACUUUGCAUUCCUCCUGCACCUUGUCGACCAAUAUGAUGCUCUGUACUCUAAAAGAUUUGCUGUCUUUCUCUCUGAGGUCAGCGAGAGCCAUCUUCAUCAGCUCAACCUCAACUAUGAGUGGACCGCCAAAAAGUUGCGUGCCCGUCUCGCCAGGAACACGAGCAACCGGUUGGAGCUCCACCUGUUAAUGUUGCCAGGACUCCCCGACACAGUCUUUGAGAUUCCUGAAUUGGAAUCGCUCAAACUGGAGCAAGUAAAAAAUGUCAUCAUUCCAGCUGGUGUGGCAAAGCUAGACGCCCUUCAGGAGUUAUCGCUGAUCUACUGCCCUACGAAGCUCCAGCUGCCUGCCCUGAACCACCUCAAGGCCAAUUUAAAGGUCCUACGUCUAGCUUUUGAAAGUUUAGAAGAGGUGCCUAUGUGGAUGUACACCCUGCAUGGCCUGGAAGAGUUAUAUCUGAAUGGUCCUUUAACCAAUGAAGUGUCCAGAAGUGCCACUCUGGACUCCUUUCGAGAGCUUAGAGCGCUGAGAGUCCUCACUCUCCGCUCCAACCUUACUAAGAUCCCACCCAGCAUAGUGGAUGUUGCACUGCAGCUGCAGCAGCUGUGCAUCUAUAACGAGGGUGUCAAGCUCCAAGCUUUUAGCAGCCUGAAGAAGUUAACCAACAUAGUCUCACUGGAGUUAGCGGGCUGCGAGUUGGAGCGCAUCCCAAGUGCUGUCUUCAGCCUGAACAAUCUGCAGGAGUUGGACCUGAAGGAAAACAAACUUACCACUGUGGAGGAGAUUUUGAGCUUACAGCACUGCCGGCGUUUAGUGACACUCCGACUGUGGCAUAACAAAAUCACUUACAUCCCUGAUCAUAUCAGUAAGCUGCACUCCCUGGAGACGCUGGAUGUUAGCUGGAACAAGCUACGCAAGCUUCCCUCUCGGCUGUUUUAUUGCACCAAACUGAGGCACCUCGAUGUCUCCCACAACCAGCUCACCUCUCUUCCUCCUGAGGUGGGCAUCCUGCAGGGCCUCCAGUUCUUCUCCGCUGCUUUCAACUCUUUAGAGACACUGCCAGAGGAGCUGUUCUCCUGUAAAAGGCUAAAGACGCUAGCUCUUGGCAACAACUGCCUGCCAUUUCUUAGCUCCAGAGUGGCCAACCUGGCCCAGCUGGUCCGGCUGGAGAUUAAAGGGAACCGUCUGGAGUCUCUACCUGUGGAGAUAGUGGACUGUCCCCUGCUGUCUAUCAGUGGACUGGUAGUAGAGGACAAUCUGCUGGAUCUGCUGCCAUCAGAUGUUCGAAACAGGUUGACUAACGGUUGAGCCUGCAGAGCUGAAGACUCUUUGCUCUGUGUGGCAUGGCGGUCUCACUUGCGCGAGUAUUAACAGAGAGUGAAUCUAAGACACUGGGUGGAAAGACAGGACAAAAAGGGAAAUCCUAACAGACAACAAACGAUAACCAAACACUGAAAAUCGUAUUUAUAAAAUCGGUGAAAUGUGUUUUCAAAUCUGUGUCAGUGAGUAAAAAAUCAACUUGCACAUGUUUUUGAAUUUUUUUUUAAUGCAUUUUCUUAAAAAUACCUUUUUAAAUAAAUAAAUAAAGUUUAUAUGUUUCCUGUAGAAA